Amblyraja radiata (thorny skate) is the source of this 2849-nucleotide messenger RNA. RefSeq names its product TraB domain containing (gene trabd). The transcript is spliced from 11 exons. Bases 590 to 1702 code for a protein of 370 amino acids. The record is from RefSeq and is a predicted model, not a curated record. NCBI's taxonomy places the organism in Eukaryota, Metazoa, Chordata, Chondrichthyes, Rajiformes, Rajidae.
AAUCCAGCGAGGAUCAUCGUCAGAGGUGGGUCCCCGCCAGCGUUUCCGCGCGGCUCGUCACCGUCACCGCCACCACUGGCGAUGAGUAAGCGCGUGGCCGCGGAGCCUGAGGCCUGGCGUCCGCCCGCCCGCCUGGGCGAGGAGUGGGCACGUCUGCGCAUGACCGGGCGCCGCGGGGGCCGCUGGGUGUUGUAGUUCCACCGGCUCACCAUCGGCCGCUGGUCGCGGGUGAAACGCCCAUGCGCGUGACUCCAUCUCCCAGCGUGCUUCGCGUUACGGUGCCGUGGAGCUUCUGGCAGAGCGCUCCCUCAAUUCCAGUGGCACUUUCUUUGUGACUCGCCGUCUCUUCGAAGUCUCCAGUCGUCUGCAAAUGUCCACGGUUACCUGUGAUUUAUCCCACAACUAAUAAUAACUAACAGUGCCCUAGUCUUGCGGUGGAAUCGAUAUGGGAGAAUAAUACCGAUGGUGAUGAGGCUUCACGUCUGCCACUAUCAGUAUCCACUUGUUUCGGUGGCAUCUUUACGGCACCUGGAGAAAUUUGCGUGUGCUAGGUGUAAUUUCUAUUGUGUGACUGAGGAGUAAUCCAGGGAUGGAGGAAGACCAGCACAACGCAGAUGCAAGCCCAACGCCAUCAGCAGUAUUUGACGAUGAUUCACACAAUAUGUCCGAUAUUCCACAAAACCUGUCAGAUGAAGAUGCUUUUAAACUUUUGUGGGAAAUGAAGAUGCGAAAAAGGCAGGGGAAGCCAAAUCUACCAGACACUGUCACUGAACUCAGCACAGAAGAUGGUUGUAAGGUGUACCUGGUUGGCACAGCCCACUUUAGCGAGAGUAGCAGAAACGAUGUUGUGAAGACUAUUCAAGAAGUGCAGCCAGAUAUAGUGGUCGUAGAACUAUGUCAGUACAGAGUCUCCAUGCUCAAAAUGGAUGAAAAGACAUUACUUAAGGAAGCCAGAGAAAUCAAUCUGGACAAGUUACAGCAAGCUAUAAAACAGAAUGGAGUAAUGUCUGGAUUGAUGCAGAUGCUGCUAUUGAAGGUCUCUGCUCACAUCACAGAACAGCUGGGCAUGGCCCCAGGGGGUGAAUUCAGGGAAGCCUUCAAGGAGGCUGGAAAAGUGCCUUUCUGUAAGUUUCACCUUGGGGACAGGCCCAUCCCUAUCACCUUUAAAAGGGCCAUUGCUGCACUUUCACUCUGGCAGAAGGUCAAAUUAGCCUGGGGUCUCUGUUUCUUGUCUGAUCCCAUCAGUAAAGAUGACGUAGAAAAGUGCAAACAGAAAGAUCUUCUAGAACAGAUGAUGUCCGAAAUGAUCGGAGAGUUUCCUGAUCUUCAUCGAACCAUUGUUGCUGAACGGGAUGUUUACCUAGCCUAUAUGCUAAAGCAAGCCGCAAAGCCAUUAGAACUACCUCUGGCUUUAGGACCUGAGCCCAGUCAACGAAUGCCAUCCGUUGUGGUGGGAGUAGUUGGAAUGGGUCAUGUGCCAGGAAUUGAGAAGAACUGGAAUAAUCUAUUAAACAUUCAAGAAAUAAUGAGUAUUCCUCCGCCAUCUUUAGCGACUAAAGUAUUGAAGUUUUCCCUUAAAACAACUGUUAUUGGACUUGUGGGUUAUGGCUGCUACCGUUUGGGAAAAGGGACCAUUAAGCUGAUGCUGUCAAGGCCAUUAGUACAGACUUACCUCCAUAAAUAUACAAAUCAAAUAUUCUAACUGAAAGAAAACAUUUUGAAGACCUUCUACUUGUUGUUUGAGAAGAGCUGAAGGAAAAUAUGCAGGAAUCUUUGUAUUUUCCCUUGUUUACUUUACACUUUGAAUUCCGUAUCAGACAUGAUUCGUAACAUGGAUACGUUCUCCUCACUGAAAAGCUACACCAUCUGCGAGUGGGAAGAAAUAAACAUCAUAAAAUGUACUGAUUCCAUGUUAUCUAAAAAAUGCCUCUAUUUUAAUGCAGUAUAUCUGAUCUGUGAAUGGCUUGAACUUAAUCCACAAGUCACUAUUUUAAGCCUAUCGGUUUGGGGAUAGGUGUGGAAGAACGUAGAAAAAUUACAAAUUCAUAUUUUGAAAUUUUGCAAUAUUACUAUUUUCAUUUAAUGGAACAUCAAUGGACCUAUGGUUACUUUAAAAUCAUGUUCAGAUGCCACUGAGCCAAUCGUGAUUAUCUGAGAUGUCCAUUACAACUGAAACUGCACAAAACUCAUACAUUUUAAGAUUUUUAUGUAUUAUCCAUAAGGUAGCACCUGUAUGGUUUACAGUUGAUAAUGCAACCAGUAGAAUUUAGAAACAUUUGCUAACUCUUAUUUUGAAAGGUGGUGGAAUUCUAUUAAAAUAAGUAUUUAAAAUUAUUUAUGAUUCACUCAUUCAAAACCUACGUGCAUUCACAAUUUAUUUUGGGUUCCCCUCUGAAAGUUUGCCAUUUCACAAUGCAUUUCAAACAGAGGGGUAGACUUCUUCCCUUUCCCACUCCCUCCCUCCACUUCCUAGAUUUAGUCUCCAGAUCUCUGAAGGUAUUGACACCUUGCAGGCAGUGCCCUAUAAUUGCUGGGUACUUUCCCUUACUUUGGUUGAUUUUUCCAAGAUUCAAAUCGGGUUAAGUAUUGUCGGGCAAUUUUCCAAUGAAGGAGCAUCAUUGGCCUUGAUAUAUAUGCAGGUUUCCAGCUGCCUGGUAGAUUGAAUUCCUGUUUCCAUCCCGCAAAUGCUUCAACUUUCUGAGUCAUUUGAAAUUAAAUCCAUGUAAUGCAACUAAAUGACAUUAUCUACUUUUAAUGCUUUACUCCUAUUGCCUUGUUUUCAAGUGAUUGUAGUUUUCCUAAAAACCAGUUAAAUGCCAAUUCGUGGCCGACAUAAAUCUGAUUAAAGA